AAACGACGACAAGGCAAACAAAAAGCCUGACCCCAGGUUCCAUCGACCGGAAGCAAGUUGAAGGGAAGGACGACAAAACGAUAACGAGCGUUUUACCAGCAGGAAAUAAAACGACGUCAAAAAGGGAACACUUUUGGUUCAACCCGAGGGCGUGACCGUUUUGCUACAAGUUUCAUACUUGGCUUGUUCCGCCGCUUGCUCCGGACUCAAAGCACAGCAUCUUUGUCAUUUUUUUUGACUUUUUGCACCCCCAACCCGUCUUUCUUCAUACGGCUGGAUAAUAGAACAAACACUCAGAACCUCUUUUGCGAGUCGGCUUGCCACUCGCAUCGUACGCGGGCCGUCAACGUCUAGCAAGUUUUCCUCUUUGAUACCCAACAUAACAGCGAAUGGAAGGUGAUGGGAAUAUCACCAGAAAAUAAAGAAAAUCAGCGUCACGUUAACGGGACUGGCGCCAUGGACGGGUCGCGAAAUGACCCCGGGGCGGGUGGCGGAAGUGGAGGCAAGGGUGAAAAGAGUGGCAGGAGCAAGAGCCCCGACGUUCCUGGGUUGGAGGUUUUGCUGCAGAAUGUGAUUGCCGAGCGAAACGCUCUGCGAUUGCAAAACGAUCAACUUUGGAAGAUCAUAGAAAAGCAGAGGAUCAUCAUCGCCCAACUUCAGUCCCAGGUUGUCAACGGUACCGCUGCUGGCAGCGAUACUGCGUUGGGUGGAGAAGGCAUGUCGUUUUCGGAUGCAACUGCUGCAUUCACGGGCAUAUCAAAUCAACCAUCAGCUCCAUCACAUCCACCGCCACAAGGAGCAUCUGCGUCGCCACGCAAGGGCUCUGGCGCUCCUCGCGACAGAUCCACUUCCGAGCGACCUCCAGUCAACUCUCGCGAAGAGGCAGAGCACGUGAAUCGGAAACGAACGGUUUCUGAAGGACGAGAGACCACUUCAAGACGGCGUUCAACAGCAGAGCGGGAAAAUAUAAAUCUUCCUGCGAUCACUGUUCAAACUCCCAGCAGGAAACACGCACCAGGCUCCGCUUCUUCACAUUCGCACCCACAGCCAUCCGCUGGCGGCCGCCAGCGAAGCGCGUCCACGUCCUCUCAGAAAGGACCAACCAUUUUACCUCCAGUACAAGGCGCGGCACCUGGCGGCUUACAACGCAAACCAUCAGGAUCGUCCAUCACCGCUCCUGGCUCAGGUGUCAUCGGAUCUAGCUCAAAUGUGGGAAUUCAUGAACACAACGCGGAGGAAUCUGGAUCAUCGCGAUCAACAUUACAGAGCAGCAUUACCAGUGAUCCUGGCUCGACGGCACUUGGCGAAGGUGGUGCUCGAAAUAGAUCCAAUGGCAGUGCGCGCAACGAUAGACGCAGCAGAAUUCCACAGCAGCGCUCCUCUACUGAUCUGGAGGAAGUUCUAGGUGAAGAUCAAGGAAGACUCAGUACAAAGUCGACAGAUGGACGGCGCAAGGCUAUGCGACCAGUAUCAGGGCGUGGGCGACUAGAAGAUUUAAAUGAACGAGAAGAUUCAGCGGGACGGGACCACGGAGGUGUGCGCUCUUAUCCCGGUCUUACUCCCGCAGAAGAUAUACCCGCCCAAGGCGCAUUAGGCCAUGGCCUUAGCACUGACGCAAGUCGAACCAAUCUGGAAUCGUUACCAAGCGCUGGUACCGUGUAUAAUAGCAACGGGCUGCCACCAGAGGUUCUCAGCCAUAUCGCAGAUCGGGAAGACAGUCUAGAAAGACCCAAUAAAAAGUCACCCGCAGCUCCACGCCCUGUGGCCCCUCGCGUGAGGGCUCUUCAACAAAACGAAACCUCUGGUCCUACUCUGAGCACCAUCCCCGACAGUCCAUCGGGAACCUUGCUAACUCCUCCGGCAUCUAACCGAAAGGACAAUCACCAUCUCCAGGACCAGCUCUCCGCGAAGCGCGGGCAGCUUGGCUCAGAUAUGUCAAUUUCUAUGAAUUCCAAUGAUGACGACUCUUCACACGCGAUGAGAAGAGGAUCUAAAGACGGAGCGAUCGAUUCCUUCCUCAAAUCCGCUGAUCAAGUGAACGUGCAGGUAACGGGAUCUCAAAUCAAGGUCAACGACAAAGGACGGGAGGUCAUUAGUUUUCUAAUAUCCGUCCGGGAUGCGGCAACUGGGGGCGAGUUGUGGCGUGUGGAGAAAGUUUAUUCCGACUUCCUCGCUCUCGAUGCAAAGCUUAAAGUCAAUCAGGGCAAGGCCUUGGUAGCAAAGAUCGGCAAAUUACCAGAGAAGGCCAUGUUUACCACACACGCACCAUCAAAGAGCGAUCAGCGCAAAGUCGCAUUGGAAUUGUAUCUGCAGAACGUAAAGACUAUCUGCCGCGAUAAUCGGGAUAUUCUUCAAUUCCUUUCGACUGACGUUGACUCUGGCAAGAAGAGUUCCAAAACAGCUAAUUCAAAGGAAGGGUACCUAUUCAAGAAGGGGAAGAAUUUUGGUGCCUGGAAAUCGCGUUACUUUGUUCUCAAAGAGGGAGGCAUGUUGGAAUACUACGAAUCUCCGAAGGAUCGAAGUCUGCUAGGUACCAUAAAAUUAAAAUAUGUCUUUGUUUCCCGCCAAUCGUCCGCCCAUCCCUUUGACAACCCAUCAAAUGAUGGUGGCGAAGGCACGACGAGCGACACAGACUACCGCCACGCAUUCAUGUUGACCGAGUACAAAAAGUCAAGUUUCUCUUCUGAGAAUCGUGACAAGCCGGACGCGUUCAGUGAGAGUAAAGUCACUGCUAGACAUAUUCUCUGCGCGGAGAAUGAUGAAGAGCGAGAUGAUUGGGUACGGUGUAUCGCGGCACAGAUAAAGUCUAUUAGACCCGAGGAAGGAUUUGCCAGAAGCAAUACAGUUCAAUCAAUAAAGAAGACGAAUGGAACAGAUCAUGUAGAGAGUGAAAGAGAUCCCCGAAGCGAGAAGGAGAGUCGAAGUAAAUCGGACGAGCGUGCUGGCAGCCCUGCAAAAGAGGAAGCUCUCGACGAUGCUCCGAUGGAGGUGGAGGAACCCCAGUCCCAAGCACAAGCGGCCUUGUCAAAUUCUCCGGCCAACGUCGGCCGGCCCGCCCCGGAAAUCCCUGAUCAAAGUGUACCUGAAGUGGAAGGUUCGCCUGUUGCACCUGCACGAACGGCAUCAAUAUCUAUGGUCAUGGGUGGGAAUAACCCGCUCAUGCAAUCCGCCCAAAAUUCGCCGUCUUCUACAAUGAAACCACGCGGUCGGUCCUAUGUGGACGAUAACGAACGUGUCAUGAUGCAACCUGAACCACCACCGCUAGUUGGAGUAGAGGAGCAGGAGCGACGAUUGAGAGAAGCUGCCGGAGCGGGGCCAGGGUCAGGAGGGAAGGACAAGAGAGACGACAGAAAGAACCGGCGGAUAACGACUUUUAACUGGGGAAAGAAAAAACAAAGCGAAGGCCUCUCAAGAGCUGCAGAUCCGUCUCGAAGAGUCUUUGGUGUGCCCUUGGAGCAGGCAGUGGCCGUCUCGAGGGUGCGGGAUGAUUUGUCCUUGCCUGCGGUGGUCUAUAGAUGCAUUGAGUAUUUGGACGCAAAGAGGGCGAAUGAAGAAGAGGGUAUCUAUAGAUUGAGCGGGAGCUCUUCGGUUAUUCAGAGCUUGAAGCAGGCCUUUGACUCUGAAGGAGAUAUCGACCUUCUUGGGAGUUCAUCUUACUACGAUGUUCAUGCCAUUUCUGGCCUGCUGAAGCUGUACCUUCGUGAACUACCUUCCCCAAUCCUAACAAAACAAUUACAACGAGAUUUCUUGCAUGUCAUGGACUUGGCAGAUCGUGAUGAACGCAUUACCGAACUUGCGCGGCUAGUGUCCCUCUUACCAUUAUCAAACUAUACGCUCUUGAGAACCCUGAUGGCUCAUCUAGUUCGAGUGGUGCAGAAAUGCGAGGUGAAUAAGAUGACGGUCCGGAACGUGGGUAUUGUUUUCAGUCCUACUGUCGGUGUACCGGCCGGGGUGUUCACGCUGAUGAUGGCCGAAUUUGCGAGCGUUUUCUGGUGGGACGGUCGGGAAGAGACGAGAGGAAGUAUGGAUGCCGAAGAUCCAUCACCAGGCGUUACAGGCGAGGAGUCACCUCAAGAUGUCAAUUCUAACAUGGUCGAGGUCGAACAAAACUCUCCGCCGGCUGUUAGUGAGCCUGUCGUGGAAGCAGAUCUACCCAUCCCAAAGCGCCGGCAACCCAAUUCUGCAAAGCGAAGAGCCAGACAGAAUGCAGGCAUGGGGCUGGCUAGUGGUUUAUCCUUUGGGGGAUUACCCGAUACAGGGGCACCCCCCACCAUUGAUUCAAGUGGGUUCAUAACGACCGCUGAAAAUGCACCCCUACCGUCAGCGACUGUGUCACCUGGAAGCCCGCGCUCUCCAACGCGCCCAGUUAGUGGCUCAAAGCGUACUCGCGAGGAGGAGGAUGAUCAUGAAGAUAGAGGGCAAGGUCGCGGUGAAAGAAAGGCUGUAGAUAGAGCAUCGUUCGGGGAAGUUGUGAUCGACGGGGAAAUGGAGGUAGAGGGUGAUUUUGACGGUGAUGGAGUAGAGGCGAACGGUGGGGAGGAGGAAGAAGAGACGGCAAGUGUUGCAGAGGAAGUGGUAGAAGAAGGGGAUGAUGAAAAGCGCGGCGUGCGAGAGUUUGAAGCAUACUUCAGCGAUGGAGGUGCGGAAGAUGGGAUGUGGAGUGCACGAUGAUAUUAGACCCUUUUGUAGCAAGUUUUUGUAUUUUCCGGGUUCGAGCGAGGCUUCUGAUACGAUUAUUUUUUUGAUGCUCUAUGUAAUAUCCAUCAUUUGACGCUACGGUUCACUUA
Molecule: messenger RNA, 4787 nt
Organism: Spizellomyces punctatus DAOM BR117
Lineage: Eukaryota; Fungi; Chytridiomycota; Chytridiomycetes; Spizellomycetales; Spizellomycetaceae
Exons: 3
Coding region: 400-4671 (1423 amino acids)
Biological process (GO): regulation of GTPase activity; signal transduction
Cellular component (GO): cytoplasm
Molecular function (GO): phosphatidylinositol binding
Source: RefSeq, a predicted model, not a curated record